AUGUCUGACAAUACUCGCAUUCAGAAGCUUGAAGAGCAGAUGAGUCUGAUACAGAAGGCCAUUGAAGGCAAGGAAGGCAGUGGUGUCUGCAUUCCCCCUCCUAGCCAUCUUCGUGACGAGUCCGACUUUAAUCAUCUGAUUCUUGGAGGUUGGGAUCGGGACACCCGUAGAGCCUUGAUAGAAGAGGAGGUCCAACUCUUUAUCCAGAACUUCAAGCUGGGAGAUAUCACGGCCAGAAGUUAUGUUGUGGGAAAGCGAGCAUGGACAGCACACUUAGUCUUGAAACCACUUCCCGACCGAGAUGCGCGCUCAAGGUUCUUUGACAUGCUCCCCUUCGUAAACAAAAAGAUGCAACUGAGGAACGGCAACGCCCUGUGGAUCAGCCCUUCGAAGCCUUUUGCUGUGCGAGAGAAAGGGAAGCUACUAAGGGCAGGCUUCGACAGACUUCUUCGUGCAGCAGGUCUGACCAGUGAAGACGAGACAGUGGAGAUUGACUGGAACAUGGCUGUCGUUUGGAUUCAGGGAGGGAGGGUCAUGGCUCUAGAUGCUGGCAGUCUCCUUGCAGAAAGUGGACAGAGGGUCAUCGCUGUCAGGUUCGCGGGGCAGAGUUUGCGGUUGCAUGGUGAUUGUCAUUUCAACUUGAGCGUUCUUGCUGGCAAGCUUGGUGGCGUGGAUAUGGGUGAGCUCGAAGCAAAACUGAGAUCAAGCUGA
Molecule: messenger RNA, 711 nt
Organism: Symbiodinium necroappetens
Lineage: Eukaryota; Dinophyceae; Suessiales; Symbiodiniaceae
Source: the annotation of a GenBank genome assembly